UCUUCUAGGAAGGUUAAAUAAGCUUUACAGCCUUCAUUGAAAACACAAGCAGCCACUGAAGAUGCAAAUUCGACGAUAAUUGCUGAACCACUCUCAACUUUCGGCGCAAUCUUCCAAAUAAGCUGGUUCAAACUCUCAUUAUUAUUUUGUGUGAAUCCGCCAAUACAUCGCUCUAGGAGAGCAUCUUUGCUUAAAUCUUCAUAAAUUGGCUUGAUUCCUUGUAAAACAUCAGUUGGUAGACCAGAAUAUGAGUGUUUGAAGUUAUUCAGCUUGUUUGAAGCUGCAGCUUUCUGCCAUUCACACCAUGAGUCUUCUCCGCUAGGGCAGUUUUCGUGUUGUGGUUUUGCAUCGGUUGAGGCAUAAUGAUAAGGAAUAUAAUUUUACAGUAGAGUAUCUUAGAGGUAAAGAUAACUAUGUUGCUGAUGCGUUAUCAAGAAUAACCAUCAAAGAAUUAAAAAAUAUAACCGGAAAUAUUAUGAAAGUCACUACGAGAUUACAAAGUAGACAAAAAUCCUGCGCAGGAGAAACAAACAAAUCUGAAUUGCAUACGCAAUCAACAGAAAAAGCUUCAAUGCCCAACGUAUACCAAGUCAUCAAUAACAACGAGCGUCGUCUCUCUCACACCCGCAGUCGAAUCGAUUUACUUCCACGACAGGCAACGAAAUCUCAAGGGAUUUCGCAUACAACCGUCUUCAACCGAGCGACUCCUGGAUUGCUGACGUACACGGCGGAACAUUGGUUUAGGACCAGCCAACUACUAGCGAUUUCUUUUUGCCGCCGAUGUAUUUUCAGAGAGUCGAGGAUGACAUCAGCGACAAGGGGAACAGUUAAAAAAUAUCUGGGUUGCCCAUGGCGGUGGGCGAGAUACACCAGGUCGCCCGGUGUGGACCAGUUGCCGAGGAUGCACCACAAACAACAACUACAGCUUCAGCAUGCGGUAGCAUAAAUCACCUGGACCCAUAUAUGAAAAGAUAAACCCAGCACAAACAAACAAGCUGAUGGUGUAUCCCCGAGGCAAGAAGACGUCCUGAUGUAGAUGGCGGUGGGCAACAAUAUAUCAGAAGACGUAUUAGUCUUAUAAAAAUGCAUAAACCAAAAAAUAAAUGGAAAUAUGAAUACA
This is a messenger RNA of Drosophila santomea, 1120 nucleotides long. RefSeq lists its product as uncharacterized. The coding region runs from base 476 to 946 and encodes 156 amino acids. The record is from RefSeq and is a predicted model, not a curated record. NCBI's taxonomy places the organism in Eukaryota, Metazoa, Arthropoda, Insecta, Diptera, Drosophilidae. The transcript has 4 exons.